UUCUGAAGGUACGCAGGUUAUUGUUGCAUCCUGUUCAGGUAAGUUCAUUCAUUCGGACUUGUGUAUAGCCCUCUGCUUCAUGGUUGCUUGUCUCUUGCAUUACAAGGACUUCACUUGUGUACCAAGCGGGAAAAGAAGUAUUCUUGUCCUCCAUAUUUAAAGCCCGCAUCUUCGAAGGGACCAAGUGCUAUGCCCGCUUGAGGUUCCGAGGCGAAGAGGAUGGGAAGACAACCUUGCUGUGAGAAGGUCGGGUUGAGAAGAGGUCCGUGGACUAUAGAAGAAGACCAGAAACUCGUCGACUUCAUCCUUAAAAAUGGCAUACAGUGUUGGAGAGUUGUCCCUACGCUAGCCGGUCUGCUGAGAUGUGGAAAGAGCUGCAGAUUGAGGUGGAUAAAUUAUCUUAGGCCUGAUCUUAAGAGAGGGGUGCUAACGGAGGCGGAGGAAGAUCAGAUUAUUGAGCUUCAUUCACGUCUGGGAAACAGGUGGUCUAAGAUCGCAGCACACUUGCCCGGGCGAACGGACAAUGAGAUAAAGAAUCAUUGGAACACCAGAAUCAAGAAAAGGCUGAAGCUCCUCGGGUUAGACCCCCAGACUCAUGAGCCAAUCAUCCACGAUGAACGUCCCAGUAGAAAGGAAAAUGCCUGGAAUGCCGACAUCUCGGUGAAAGAUCAACAACCUAUUCCAGGAAAAGAGGUUUGCAGGACUCUUAAGACCGGAGCAAACCCGGACCCCAAAGAUACCUGCUGUUCAAAAUCCCUCACUCUGAAGAUGGACGAAUCGAUGACACAGGAAAAUUGCUUCCCGAACUUGAUCGAGACCGCAGAAUCCACCUUCUCAUGGGAUUCCUUGAGUGAACUAGAACAGAUAUUUCAGUACAGAAGCCAUCGAUGAGCUUCUCUGCAUGGACAUUGUUAGGGUACGUGUACAUGAAAUCGAUGGCCCUCUCCGUGCUUCCGCCUAUCUCAGGUUUUUAACUCUUGUUUCAUGCCCAUCUUGAUAUAAAACGUGAAUGUCGCAAA
Molecule: messenger RNA, 1019 nt
Organism: Punica granatum (pomegranate)
Lineage: Eukaryota; Viridiplantae; Streptophyta; Magnoliopsida; Myrtales; Lythraceae
Source: RefSeq, a predicted model, not a curated record